UAACCCAAUCAGAUCAGAGAGUUGCGGCUAUAAGAUUGUCGUGAGCCAUCGCACGGGGGGUGGGGGGCACUGCACACUUGAUUAUCAUUGAUGAAAUUUUCGUGUAGAGACCUUACUGCAGACCAAGGAACGAUGAAAACAACAACGAUGGCUGAGCAGGAGCAGAAGAUUCAUGAAAAAGAUGUAGAAAAGAAAAAUAUUUAUAGUUGGAAGGGUGGACCUAUGGGCUUGGGUGAUCCAGAUGAUGAGCAUUUGAGGAAAGUUGAAAAAGACGUUCUCAUAGCAAAGAUGGUAAGGGACAGAACGAGAGAGGAGAAAUGUAUACCAGAAGUAGAAGAAUUUAAUAAGUGUUGCAAAAGUUCCAAGUACAUGAUGGUAGUAAAAUGCAGAAAAGAAAAUUCAGAGCUCAAGAAGUGUUUAGAGCAUUGGUACAAAGAUGAGCAAUUAUGGGAAGAAUGCAGAAUACAGUAUCUAAAAGAUAGAUCAGAAUUCAGAAGAACUGGAGUACCCAAGAAAAUACGAGAAUUUCAGGCUCGUUAUAAAAGUAAUAUGUAAUUAUAUUUUACAUGUAAGAUAGUAGGUUAUUAAGUUUGUUGUAUAAAUAUAUAAAUACAGAU
Molecule: messenger RNA, 617 nt
Organism: Copidosoma floridanum
Lineage: Eukaryota; Metazoa; Arthropoda; Insecta; Hymenoptera; Encyrtidae
Product: COX assembly mitochondrial protein homolog
Source: RefSeq, a predicted model, not a curated record